Molecule: messenger RNA, 14163 nt
Organism: Dermochelys coriacea (leatherback sea turtle)
Lineage: Eukaryota; Metazoa; Chordata; Testudines; Dermochelyidae
Gene: PLEKHO1
Product: pleckstrin homology domain containing O1
Exons: 6
Coding region: 471-1748 (425 amino acids)
Biological process (GO): regulation of myoblast fusion
Cellular component (GO): muscle cell projection membrane; ruffle membrane
Source: RefSeq, a predicted model, not a curated record
GUGCCCAGGCAAAGCGUCUUGCUCGCCUGGGACAUCUGACAACACCCAGCCCUGCCCAAAGCUCGCCCCGGCCCCUCCGAGCCGGCAGCGAGUCAGAAACAAAGAAGAAACCCCUUUGUGGGCUGGGAUUCGCCCUUUAUUCUGAACAAGGGGACGUCACACUCGCCUGGCUAUAGAUGGAGCUGUGGGGUCCGAAUCAGCCCUUCCGUGCAGCCCCAUGUGCCUGGCCAUGGAGGUGUGUGUGUGCCACAGAGGCAGGCUGCUCUGUAAUGUAACUGGAGAGCUUCUGUGAUCUACAAAGGGCGAGGAGAGAGAGAGAGGAGGUCCCCUGUGUAUCUCCCAUAUACCCUCCCCCUACCACCCAAGAACAGACACAUCAAAUCCAGCCUCAUUGCUGUCAGGAGCUCCUCUCUGAUCCCCCCCACCCCAAACCCCUCCCCCUCUCCCCUCCAGCCUGAUCACACCAAGGAAUGAUGAAAAAAAAUAAUUCUGCAAAAAGGGGGCCACAGGAUGGAAACCAGCAAUCCAUGCAGCCAGAGAAGGUUGGCUGGGUUAGGAAAUUUUGUGGGAAAGGCAUUUUUAGGGAAAUCUGGAAAAACCGUUAUGUGGUUUUGAAGGGAGAUCAGCUUUAUAUCUCAGAGAAAGAGGUCAAAGAUGAAAAAAACAUCCAGGAAGUGUGUGACCUGAGUGAUUAUGAGAAAUGCGAAGAACUCAGGAAGUCCAAAAGCAGAAGCAAAAAGAACCACAGCAAGUUCACGCUAGCACACUCCAAACAGCCUGGAAACAUGGCACCAAAUCUGAUCUUCCUGGCCGUCAGUCCGGAAGAGAAAGAGUCCUGGAUCAACGCCCUCAACUCCGCCAUCACCCGAGCCAAAAACCGCAUCUUAGAUGAGGUGACUGUUGAGGAGGACAGCUACCUCGCCCAUCCGACCCGCGACAGAGCGAAAAUCCAACACUCCAGACGGCCUCCGACACGGGGACACUUGAUGGCUGUGGCAUCUACCUCAACAUCGGAUGGCAUGCUGACACUGGACCUCAUCCAAGAGGAAGACACCUCUCCAGAGGACCACGGGACUUGUGAAGAGAGCUUUCGGGUGGACCUGGAUAAGUCCGUGGCGCACCUCGCUGCUGGCCGGCGCCGGUCGGAUUCGGAGAAUGUCAAGUCCUUGGAGAAAGGCCGGACAGUGAGCCUGCUGAGACGGGAGGCAACCUCGUGGGACAAAACUGGGAAAAGCAAUGACGCCUUCGACAAAGGGACCAUGUACACCCCGCAGGUCCCCAAAAAGCUCUCGCACUCGGAAAAGAACAAAUGUGCCUCCAUGGAGGAGAUUUUGUCUCGCCAGGACUCUUCCGCACACCGGGCGCUGCUGAGGAAGGGGCUGGAGGCUCAGGUUGCCUCGGGUGAGCCCGAGCAGCUGGCCCGGAUACAGGAACUGGUUGCACUGAAACUGGAAAAAACUCAGGAACUGCUGACGGAGGUGAAGGGCUACGGGGAAGGGAAGCGAAAGACAAAAGAUUUCGCUGCUGCUGCCACCACCACCUCUUCCUCUUCCAAGUCGGACUCUGAAAGCAUCUUGCAGGAGACAGAGAGGUUGCUGGGUGAGGCCUCCUCCACCUGGAGCCAAGCCAAGAAGGUGUUACAGGAGAUUAAAGAGCUGAGGGACCUGUACAAACAAUUAGAACUGCAACCGUCGGACCCUAAACCCAAACAGAUCUCACAGUCUCAGUACAGGAAGAGCAUGAUGUGAAGGCACGCUUCAGGGUAAGAUGGUGGUGAUUUCUUUUUAUUAUUAUUUACAGUGUUCGAAACAGUACAAGGUGCCUGUUCUCAUCAAAACUUCUCCUCAAGCUUGACCCCUUCCCCUCCCCAGAUCUCCCCCUCUCCCCCCAUCCCCAGAUGAAACAAAAGGUGUUCAAAUAAAUCAGUUUGGAUUCCUACUUUUUUUCAAAGUAUCCUUUCUCUGCGUUCUUGGGCUGCUCAUGUCAUGCUUGCAGGAUGGAAGAUCACCAAGACCUGGAAAGCUCCUGGCAUACUUGUGGGGACAUAUGCACAGCAGCAGGGUAGAUAUUCUCCCUCUAUAGAAGCCCUGGGUUUGCUGCUCUGAACCCAGUGUUCUGCAUUACAACUCUUUGACCAAGAGCAUUGGCAACAUGGCGAAUGUUUUUCCUCCUCUUUAAAAAAGAGUCAGCACAUGGAGGUCCCUUGUUAUCCAAAAACUGCCUGGAAGAUGCUUGCCAGUGACAUCCAAGCCGGGGUUGGAAUUCCGUUGUCAGAACAAGGAGAUUCCCAGCCUGGAAUGCAGUCUGACGUGUCAUGAGAGGCAUCGGGAGCUCCUUCCUGGACUGCAGUUAACAGGGCUCUUCUCUGGCAUUGUUCCUGCACUGAUCCCAAACCCUCUUUUGCAAACUCCUGUGGCAGGCAGCUGUUAAUACAUGUGGUACAUAUACAGCCCUCUGUACAGAGGCAACAGGUAUGCAAUCUGUGUUAAAACUAACCCUGUCUGUCAGCCGAUGCUUCGGAGACACCCCCUGGCGUGGUGCAAUGAGAUUUAGCAACCACAAUGUCUUCCUUCUUGUGCAGAUGAUCAAGGCCUGGAGUCCAAUGGGCAGUCAUUAUUUGUUUUUCAUUGUUCUUUCCUUCAUUUAGGCUGGAGUGAAAUGGAAAGUCAGGGUUUGGCACAGAGGGCAACAGAAAAGCUGAGAAUUGCUGUUGGUUUAAUGGGCCUGAUUCUGUUCUCACUCACACUCUGUUUACACGAUUGAUCCUCACACAAUUGUCUCUUAGAUGACAUUGAUGUGAGGUCAGUAUCAGGCCCACUGAAACUCAAACGGAUCCCAAAUUAGAGCUCAGAUAUCCUCGCCUCGUUGAUGUCUAACACUUUUCUAAGUAGGUGGCUCAGCUUUCAUGCACUUAAGCAGCAGGACAAGAGGAAAAUAUGCUAAGAUUUCUCUCAGGGCUUAAAGUACACUGGCAAAUUAACAUCAGUUGUUUUUUCAAAGAAAUCUAAUUUCCUUGCCUAUGUUGCAAAGAACCCCUGAGAAUAUUAAAAACAACUGAGUUUUAAUGUCUAAUUUCCUUUUCACUGUUUACAUUUUGUACUUCUCACAUAUUUGAAAUGAGACUAGUUAUGUUGACAUCUAUGUCUGGUCAGUUUCAUUCAUAUUGCCCACUAAGGCUGUGAUGUUUGGGUUGCAAACGCUGCAAGGAAAUGUUGAUCUGUGUUUUUUAAAAGCUCUCACCAGUUGGAAUUAAAUAACAUUGGUGGAAAUAUUUCCAUUGGCCUAAGCUUCUUUAACAGUUGGUUGUUUGCAAAGCUUAAAUUUGGGGCCCAAUUUCACCUCACAAUGUCCUUUUAAGAUAUUCAUAUCUCUUUUCAAAACCUAUCCUUCAAACAUCAGAAAAAUCUCUGGCUCACUUCAGUUCUUAUCACAAAGCCACACAGUCAUGCUGUCAUGAUAGAAAUGGGGAGAUUUGGCUUUUACAGAAUUUACAAGAAGUAUCCUUUUCUUGAUUUGUUUUUUUAACAUUUUGACCACUCAAUGGGUGCAUUUUUACAGUCUGUGGAAUCAAAUUUCAUCCCUUAAAAAAAAAAGAGAGAUUUAAAAAAAAAAAACCCUGACAUGUAAGCCAUUCUGACAGUGCCCUUCUAUGUCAUCUCUCUUUGAUCCAGAAGGAAACAAGAAAAAAAUCUUCAAAUAGUUUUCAGAUAUAAUGUUAAGCAUUAAAAAUAACUCAAAAUAGAAAAGCUGUUUUAAAAUCUAGAGGUUCUAAUUACACUGGAUUAGCAUGGACAUGUGUCAUGAGUGGGGUUGAGAUUCUAGGCACUGGAAUAAUAUCAAAAUGUAUGUAUGUAAAAACACUGAUUGAGUUAUACAAUUCGAGCAAGAUGCCCAAAGUCUAAGGCGCAUAUGGGGUUACUGAACACACCUGAGAAUCCCACAGUUAUGUAGAAACUUGCUCCUUAAAAAUCUGUCUUGUGCAACCUGCUAAGAUAAUGACAAAAACUGUUUGGUUAACAGGGGUGGUUAUCUGACUAUAGGGAAAACAAAACAGUCCUAGAGACUUCGUAGGUGUCUUGAAUAAUCACCUAAGACGGGUGGAUUUGUCCAUUGGAGGUGGGCUUGGUGCAAGUUUCACUCUAUGGGAGUAAUUACCCAGGGUUCCAGGCAGGUUUGUACAGUAGCUUUGCUACCUUGAAGCUAGCUUGGGUGUAUCUACAAGAAUGGUGGUUACAUCCUGUGGCUACAGUGUAGACAUACUCUGUGUACUUACGGAGCUAAGGAGUUGCAGCACCUGGGCAGGAGACUACCUGUUGGUUUGGAAGCAGGUUUGUCCUACAACGAAAACUCACAGGUCACAUAGUUGUUGGAGCUGUGCAAAAUUUUGCAACAGGUCUAAGCUUGGGACCAGGUUUUGCUGAGCUUCACCAACCUUCCUGCUAACCUACAGUGGACUUCUGGGCAAACGGGGGCGGGCAGAUGGUUUGUGGAGGGAACCAUUCCGGAUGGAUUUGCAUGGUUUUGACGCCUGAAUUGGGCAGUUGUGGGUUUGGUUCAACCCAAAAGUCCUGUGAUACAAACCCAGUGAAGUGAGUUCAAAAAAGAAACCAUCACACUAGUGCCCCUGAAAAGCAAAACAGGCAGGUUUCAUACAGCUCUAGCCACAGCAUUUAUGUCUGGACAUCAUGAUUCUGCAUCAGAACAGAGUCAUGAUGUGAUGCUGUGAGAUCACGGUCUCCUCAUCAUGCCACGGUGACAUUGAUCUUACCCUGGAGCAUCUCAAGAGAUAGGGAUUCAAAAAUCACCCAAUCAAAAACUGGGAUGAGCGGCAACUCAAAGGAAUUGGAAUCCUCCCCAUCCAAUCAAAUUCCUAAAGUCCCCCCUGCCCAUGACCUCAGAGCGGAUGUUGGGGAUGGGAGGGAAAGAGGUACAGUGGGCCAUCUCCCACUCCUUGCUUCUGUGCCUGGGUCAUGAACAUCACCAAGGUUUUCAUGACCCUUCCGCGCCAUGGGCACCUCCAAAAUGCCUACUGCAGCUGCUUCUGGGUGAAAUUCUGGCCCCACUGACAUCAGUGAAGUCAGGAUUCCACCUUCUGACUUGAAGCAGAGCUAACUUUAAGAUUUUAAGGGUCCCAACAAAGGGGUUAUUUUUGAGGUGCUCAUUCCCCUUCUAUAUCCCACCUCCAUCUCUCCUUCUCCCUCCCUGGUCAAUGAGCAUAGACAGCGCUUGGCUUUUACAAUCCCAUGCUGUGGCACAAAGAGAGGCCCCAAAGCUGGCCAGACCUGUCCCACUCCUUUGGCCUUUCCUCCACUCAGCAGUGUUGCCAGAGAAUUUGGUAAGACUGCGAGUUCACAUUAUCAUUCAUUAUUUGUAGAGCGGGCUGGAAAUUUUCCAAUGGAAUGUUUUUCCUUUGGAAUCCAAAACUUCCCAUGGGAACAUGUCGAUUUUGAUAAAAUUUUGUUUCGGGGGAAAAAAGUGAGGGGGGAAAACAAGAGUUUUGAUGAGUUCAAAACAUUCUGUUUUGACAUUUUCAGAAUGGAACACGUCAGUAUUUAGUUUUGAAAUUUAUAUUAUAAAAAUGUAAACUCAUUUUAAAACGCCAACACUGAAACAAGAGAGACAAGGUGGGUGAGGUCCUAUCUUUUAUUGGACCAACUUCUGUUAGUGAGAGAGACAAGCUUUUGCGCUUACAUGGAGCUCUAAAACAUUUCAAUUGGCCCCAAACCAAAACUUUUUCAGAAAUGUCAGUUUCUGGAAAAUUUUGAAAUUCUUUGGUUUUGUUCUUAGUUUGUAACUACGCAAAUUUAGAGAUCACUGAAUUUCCUGCAAAACAGAAAUUCCAAUUCCCACACAGCUCUAGUCAGGUAUCAGGACUCACUGUGUGAGAUGUGGUACAUUUUUAUUGCUAGUAGGUCUAUUACAGUAGUGCCUUAGAGUCCCGGUCUUGGAUCAAGUCCCAUUGCGCUAGGUGCUGUACAAACACAGAACAAAGAGACAGACCUUGCCCCCAACAUGGGAUACAAUUCCCCCUCCAUUCACUUGUAAUCCCUUUUAUUUUAUUUUAAAUUUCACCAAAUUUUCCCCAUUUGUUAAUCCCUUUUGUGGGAUUACAGAGAAAAGCCAAAUACAAGAGAGAGUGGCAUGUGUGCAGAAAACAUGCCAAUCAGUUUAGUACUGCUGUUACCUUCCUUCCCAAGCACAUCUUUCUGAGUUAAAAACGGCAUGAGGAAUUGUGGUGGGGAAGGGAAUAAUGUGUGGGAGGAAUGUUCGUGAGGACUCGGGGUCUGCGUAAGGAGGAGAUGGGGUAAAGAGACCAAGGGUGUGAUUCUCCAUUCCCUUGCACUUUCUGCAGUCAUGUGCGUCAGUGCAAAGAGGGUGCAUUUUACACCCAUUAUGCACUGAUACAAAUGACUGAACAAGGGGCAGGGCAAACAGAGAACCCGGCCCCACAUCCUGUCUGUCGUUGAUUCAUCUGACCUUUCACAGCAAAUUGCAAUUUUGAUUUUAAACCUUCUGUGCAUCAAGAAACAAAAAAUCGAGUCAGUUUCACUGAUGCUCCAUAGUCGGAUCUUUUCAAUCCAGCUGUGCAUGUUGGGAAGCAGCAUGGCCUAGUGGAUAGAGCAUUGGACUGGGACUCAGAAGAUUGGCAUCCUACUCCCAGCUCUGCUGCUGGGUGAGCUUGGGCAAGUCACUUUCUGCCUCAGUUUCCCCAGCUGUGAAAUGGGGAGAAAGAUACUGACCUUCUCUGUAAACCACUUGGAGAUCUAUGGAUGAAAAGUGCUCUGUAAGAGCUAGAUAUUAUGAUGCGCUGACUAGCUGCUCUCUGGUUUAUAAGGCACUGCACACUACUGUGGAACGUUUGUAUUGGUAUUAGGUUUUCUGGUUCUGAAGCAAUUGCAUGGCCAUUGUUUUCACUGUGUAGCUAAGGGACUGUCUGACCAAGGUGGCCAGUGGCAGCUCUGAUGGCCCUCAGAGCAAGCCUGCAUGCUCAUUGCUCUGUUAUACUGUAUCCCAUGCUCUUGAGGUCAAAUUCCUUCAGGCCGCAUCAAUGCCGUGAGCAAACUGAGGAACCAAGGGCUACAAAGAGCGUGGCUGUAAUGAAUGGGUUUGCAACCAAAGUAUUGUAACUCCUGAAAGACAAAGCCAGCAAUCAUCCAGGGAAGGGAAUCAUUCUCCUGUUCUCACUGACCUGCCACUGAAAUCAGUAGGGGUAUGUUGGGAGAAUAGAGGACCUUAGAGUUUUUUUCCCCCAGCUUCCUCUGUAGUAUGGUUCACCUGUGGUGAUCAUCCGGACAUCUCAGCUAAUCAAUUCCCUGCCAUUGCAGGAGCUUGGGAUACUGGGGGCACCUUGGUCCCACUCGUUCUCUGCCUGUGGUGCAGUUUCAUUUCCUGCAGACUGAAAUGUUUUGGUCUAACUAAAAUCUUUGGGCACAGCACAAGGGUAACUGAGUGAAAUGUGAUAUACUGGAGGUCAAACUAGAUGAUCGAUCUGAUGGUCCCUUCUGGCCUUCAACUCAAGGAGCCUAUGAAAUAGCGGGGUGAGGAAAUAAGGCUUAAGCUCCCCUGCUCAAAUGGCGUUUUGUGACUCCUUUGACCCAAAACGUACAGUGAAUAACACCAUGGCCGUGGUUCCCCGAUUCUCCAUUGGCUGCACCAUGUGUGAUUCACCGCUGUGCCAAGUGGGCUAUAAUGCGACAGAAUCAGAACACCAGUGUUUACUCCCACUUUGCACUGGUCUAAAUGGGGUGCAGGAUGAUUGGGAAAAAUCAAGCUUUGGGGCUUCAAAGCUAGUUUUUCACUCAGUGCAGUCCACCCAUUUGCUGGCUCUGCGCUCAGCCAGCUGAGACCAGCUCAUGUUUAGCCUGAGCUAAAAAGACAGAGCAGCAGGCUCAGCUUUAAAAUUCCUCUGUGGCUUUAUUUAAUUAAUUAACUUAGUUAAAGAAAUGGGUCCGGAAUUGCCCCUGGCACCAGGCAGCCACAUAUUCAUAGCUCUAAUUGCCAGCAAAUUUUCAUUUAGACCGAAAAAAAGGGGUCAUGAAUAAAGCAGCAUGGAAAAUGCUACGUGAAGGGGUCUUUUAUAUCCUUGCUCCCCACCCACUAAGAUCAAAUCAAGGGGAGAAUAUGCCCAGAAGCCAAUCACUUUUUUUUUUUUGCAUGCCUCUUACUAAAAUCUUUUGCUGCUGGCUCCUUGAUUCUCAUUGCACCUGCCAAAAACCCAGUCACACUGCAAUGAAAUCAUCGCUAUAUAUGGCAGGCAUUGCUAGUUCCCCCAGCUCUGCCUCCUGGGCGUGGCAGGUGGAGGACACCUUGAAUGGUACAUUCAGGAGCUCAGCAGUCGUGUUCCAGCUGUAUGUACCUGGGGCAUUCAGCACUGUGGGUGGGUUCUCCCUGAAAAUAGCAAGAUGGAUAGGUAUAGUCAAAGGGUUAAAAAGAAAUGGGUAAUCAAUGUUUUUAUCAAGUUUGAUUUAAAAAACGAGAUCCAUUUUGCAUAGAGCCCUUCGUGUCAAGCCUGAGCUGGCUGAAAUGGCAUAGCCCAAGAAGGAGAGCGCUUGACAGGAGCGCCACCAAAACAUAGCAGAUGCCUAUGGCUCCCACGAGCACAGCAGUGCAGCGACAGCAGGGGCCCUUUGGUUGACUCUGCAGGAAGACAAGGCAUCUGGAGGAUUGGUUUGGAACUGGGGUAAAUGCAGCCCCUGAAAAAUUUCACGCCCUGAGCACUGCACUUAGGUCAACCUCACCCCCAGUGUAGACGCAGCAGGGUCGACAGAAGAAUUCUGCCAUCUGGUGAAAUCCAUGUCUUUUUGUGUAUGUUUUUAUGUUGGAAGAAAGAAUUGCAGAUGCUAAGAUUGUUUUCGGCACAAAAUUCAAGAAGUCUUGUGCCACUGUCUGUCAUUGUUCCAGUUGUAUGUGGACCGAUGACUGUUUCCCAACCUCUUCUUUCACUUCUGAUCUGGGCAUUAAAAUCUCCUGUAACCAGGACAAGAUCGUGGUUUGGUAUUUCUUUCUUUACAUUGUUCAAUUCUGCAUAGAAUCGCUCUUUGUCUUCUUCAUCUGCAUCGUUUGUUGGAGCAUAUGCCUGGACUCUGGUGCACUUAAUGUGCCGAGAGUGGAAUCGAGCUGCCAGUAGCUUAUCUGAUAUUGGCUGCCUAUUCAUAUGUGUUUUCUUUGCAGCGCUAUUCCUGAUGAUUUCUACACUUCCCUCAUGUUCAGUUCCACCUGAAUAUAACAUUGUUUUUUCUCUAGAUGUUAUCAUACCUUCAUCUUUUCAUCUAACUUCACAAAGUCCUAGAUUGUCAAUUCUAUAUCUAUCCAUUUAUUUGAUUACCUGUGCUACUUUUCCUGCACUAUUCAGAGCUCGUACAUUCCAGGUAGCUAUGGAUUUAUUCUUUUUGGCUGUCAGAAUUUGGAUCAUCGAGUAGGUGACUUCCUUAUGGAUUUGAUCAUCCACUGUCAUAAUGCUUUCCAUUCUUCUCAGGCUGUGAUUUUUGGUUUAUGUGGUUUAUGUGAGUAGUUUCUGUAGCUAGAACUUGGGGGUUUUUUUACGGUGAUGGGAAGCCGCCCCAUCAACUGACCCUCCUCCUUUUUGAUCCUGGCUUGGGUCCGGCACUGACGGAGUUGCAUUAUAUUAUAUAUAAACAAAAAGUUGUUUCAGACUGAAAUAUUGAAAUUUUUCAUUCCAAACAUGUCAAAUCAGGAUGUUUUGAUAUUGUCAGAACUCUUUCCCACCCUGUUUUUUCUCCCCCAAAACAAAAUUCCAGCAAAAUCGAUCCCAUUUUGCGGGAACCUCCUAUUCCAAUGGAAUGUGGUUCUAUCUGAAUUUGUCAUGACAAGGAAUAGGCCAUCUGGCUGUUCCUCUGUUUACAUCUCCCCUCACUCUCUGCAGAACUACUGUAUCUCACAGUUCCCCUUUGCAGUGUGGCAGCUACUGGUCACCAAACCACCCGCUCCCCAGCUAGACUCAUUCUCUGCUCAAAGGUUAAAAAAACAAACCAACAGAGACCACAGCGCUCCUCAGCAAUGAAAAUCACCAGCCCACGGUGCUUUCCUGUGCAGCGCUGCUGGGAAGAGUGUUAUGGGACACUCAAACUCUGUUCUGUUGCAGCUCACUUCAAAAUCUUACCCGCUAGCCUCCAUUCCACCAGCGAGUUUGUUGGGUCACGGGGGAAGGCAUUAAGUGGGCAAGGCGGACUUAAAAGCUGGGACUGUUGCAUGCAUCUUGUUGCUACUAUCUAAGGGAAUUGGCUUAGUAGCUAGCGGGCUGGACUAGGAGUCUGCAACCUUAGUUUUGUUCCUGGCUCUGGUGCUGCGUGACCUUGGGCUAGUCAUGUCACUGCUGCGCCACCAUUCCCCUUCCCCACCCUGUGCAUAAAGAGCACUGUAAACCUGACUCUCUUUGGUAAAGAGUGUUGAGAACUGCUGUGCAGGUCUACGGAUUCCUGAUGUAUAGGAUGGGAGGGCCUAGAGGCCCCAACCCAGAUUAUGCCUGGUGCUGCUCAGACACAGAUAGUUCCUGCUCCAAAGAACCCGUGGUGUGAACAGACAAGGGAUGAGAGGGGAAACUGAGGGUUUAUACCACCCCUGCUCAGUAGAAGUCUAGCUGGCAUGGAAGUGAAAACAUCAGGGGCCAUAUGAGUCAUGUGUACACUAGUGCUGGCACCACCAAUGCGAGAGCAACAGUGGGAGAUUUUUAAAAGACUAGUGUAAACGAGGCUCUAUUGUGGUUUUGAAUCUAGUGGGUUUCACUGAGUUUAGCAAUAAGUCAGACCUGGGCUUGUCUGAAACUUGUCCCCCAGGCUGGCUUGAUACUCUGCCCCGAUCUCGCCUGAAACCCAGCCCUGGGCUUGCUCAGAAUGUCUUAACUUCAACAAACCUGACUCAAGUUCAGGGCUCAUAACAAAACCCAGAAUCUGGGAUGUCCUCAUACAGCCGUGCAUGUGGGCCCUUAGACAACUGCCUGUCCUUAAACCAGUUCUCUAGGAAUGGUUCCAAACAGUUUUCCUGAAUCUCCUACUCUGUGCUGUUUAUCCUUUCAUUUCAGAGAAUCGCUCCCUGUAUUCCUUUUUCAGGGAAAUAUUUCUCACCCUCUCUCCCCCCAUAUACUCACACUCCUAAACACUCACGUCCCUCCAAAAAAAUCCCUCUUAAACCCAGUGGAGUUUACACCCAGAUACAUCCCUAUUUUGGCAUCUCCAAAUGUCUCUGUCUAGUGGGAAUGAACAAACACAAAUACCACACAGGCAGUAAACAAGAUGCCAACUUUUCUCCUUCCUCUGCCAUCAGACUGGACCCCCCUAAUUCUUGCAGGCUCCUAUUCCUAGCAACGUUGGUGAAUGAUUAUUUAUUUUUGUUUAACUCUCUCAAUAGUAGGUUGGACACUGCCGGUCCAGGCAGGCGCUAAACCCCUAAGUGAUUAGUUUAGCUUUCCGCCCACAUGCCCCUCCUCCCCUGCUAAACUGACAUUGAAUUUCAAUUUGCAAGCUGGGAAAUAAGUGAUGGUCCCAUUUCCCCUCCCAAUAAACACUGACUGGCUCUCCAGACGACUGGGAGAUUGUUGUAGCUGAACUACAGGAAACCACAGUGAAACAAAAGGCUGCUGGAGGAACAGAACACAGGGACGAGGAUGAUUAUGACACAAAUGGGGUGGGGGAACUGCAGGGGGGUGAAGAGAGAAGAGCUUUUGGAGACAGCAAUAGGACUCUUUAAAAGCAACGAAACGAGACUAAAAAUAAGCGCCAGUGCCAGAGGGGAAGUGGGAUAAUCUCUGGGCAGGAGGCACAUGGAUCUCUCCCAAGCUGGUUAGAGAAGGGAAGAGAGAGCGAAGGUGUCAUAGACCAUUUCCGUCACCACUGUCAUGGUUAGAGAAGCAGGGGGAGAAUGAGUACAGUGGGCAAAGCCAAGGCUCGGCUAAGAGUAUAUUCCAAGCAGUCGAGACACCUGCAUGCAGAUCUAUUUGGGCAUGGCCCAAGGGCUAAGUUUGGUCCCAUUUCAGCAGUCCACCCCAUUCAGCAAUUUGCUCUCAGGUGCUUUGCUGGACAGGGAUGUGCUUAAGGACCUGCUUAAGUAUUUUACUGAACCAGGCUCCUCAAAUGGAACCUGCAGCUGCUCCCGCCGUAUCACAGAAAAGCCAGUACAAAUGCUGACUGGCCAGUGGUUCUUACUGCUGCUGAACUCCUCCAAUGAGCCAUUUCUGUUCAUCCGUCACAUGUGGAUGGUGUUCAGGGCCAUAUGAGUUUUAUUUAUUUGUUACAAAAGCAGAGGCAGAUUGUGAUCAUGACGAAUUGCCAUCACAGCCCUGGACACUGCAAAUUUUGGGCAGCCCCUCUUAUGGGUUGCAAACUCAUGAUCCGGUUUCACCUGGUAUAUAAAGAGACUGAUUCUUUUAGUUACAAUGUAGCAGCUGCUCUAAAAGCAAUGGGCUGGAUUCUCAUCUGGUGACCUGCUGACUUCCAUGCAGCCAUGCCACUUUAUAUCAGCUGGGGAAUCUGGCACCAGAUUGUUUUAAGAGUGUUGCAUCCAGAAAUAGAAAACUAUUAGCAUUCUGAGUGUGUGUGUUGGGGGGGGGGGGACCCAUGUGAACGGACACAGACCCCUGCCUGCAAACAUUCCCCUAGUACUGCCACCUAAACUGAGGUUUGAGACAGACCUGAGGCACAUAGUGUUUCAUUAGCUGUGAGGGAUGCAUUAGGCAGGCAGAAUUGUAGGUAAGAUCUUUAUUGAUCCAAUGCUACAUGCAUAAAGGCCAGUGUUUGUCCAGUCGUAGUCUGGCCACCUGUUUGAACCACCAAAUAGCGUCCUUCCUGGAAUUGGACCCUCUGUCUCCAGUCCUACUCAUCAUAUGCCACACGGAGAAAAUUUUGAUCUGAACUAAGUUUGGAGGGAUAUAACUGGGUUUUGGUUCCAGGACUUAGGCUCAGCGCAUUAAAGAAGCAGAAACCAGCUACAACACUUAGAUCCCAUUGGAACUUCUUCACAGUGCACAAAAACUUGGAUAUUGGGAUUUUGUGCAGACCCAUCUCUAAUAAAAGUACCACCCGAUCUCCCUUUCCUGGGAAUAACUUCCAUUUUUAGAGUGUUCUGUUUUAUAAAGAAGCUUUUUUCAUUUUUCACUCGACUGUUAACAGACAAGUGUAUUUUUGUAUAUCCAAUACUUGAAGGAAUCAGAUACCACUUUCCCCAUCUCAUCUUUAUUCCUGCUAUUGUAAUUAAAAUUCUGCUGACUUCCUUCCCCGAUGUAUUUCCCAUCUCCCUCCGUGCUCAUCUGCUGCCCUAGACUCACAUGCGUGAGAACUGAGACGGUGAAUGGAAAUCAGUCCCUCACGAUUAUGAUACCUUGUGCCUAAAGAACCUCGUGGUUCUGCCCCCAACUCAAAUAGCAAGUCCUGGCUCAGAGAGAAUGGUGGGAUUUUCAAAGGAGGCUAAUGGGAAAUGGAGGGAUUUUUCAAACUGUCUAAGAGAUUUAGGAGCACAAAUCCUAUUGAAAGUCAAGUCAUUGAGGCCCAGAUCCUCAAAAGGUACCUAACUCUCAUUGAUUUCAAUGGAAGUUAGGCUCCUAAAUACCAUAAAGGGUCUGGGCCUUAGGCACUGAGGAAAAUUCCAUCACUUACUCCUUUAAUUGUCUUGGAAAGUCCCAUCUUAAGAGUGCAUUGUAUCCAGGAGCUUUGAAGAUGCUAAAACCUUUUGCUACAGCCACUCAAUGAACUCUUUACAAAUGUGACACGAUUCUAUCUGCAGGGUUGCUGUAGCUGUGUUGGUCCCAGGGUAUGAGAGAGACAAGUUGGGAGAGGUGCUCUCCGUUAUCAAACCAACUUGUUUUGGUGAGAGAGACAAGCUUUUGAGCUUACACACAGCUCUUCUUCAGGUCUGAAGCUCAAAAGUUUGUCUCUUUCACCAACAGAAGUAGGUUUGAUAACAGAGGGUACCUCACCCAAGUUGUGUCUCUCUAACAGGAUUAUAUUGUUGCUUUAUUGGUCAAUUCUUUUCUUCCCCCCACCCUGCCCAUCUGUAUUUUGUGUUUAAAGUUCUCCCUCUUCCUCUCCGCUUUUUUUGUGUUCCUUUCGGAAAACAAUCUGCACUGAUUUUUAUGUAAAAUAAACCUCCCAUGUGUACAGACUCUGGGGCAUUGCUCCAGUCUGUUGCAGCUCUGUUUAUUUUGAUUGAUUUUAA